Molecule: messenger RNA, 957 nt
Organism: Penicillium egyptiacum
Lineage: Eukaryota; Fungi; Ascomycota; Eurotiomycetes; Eurotiales; Aspergillaceae
Source: the annotation of a GenBank genome assembly
AUGGCUCCCUUGAGAGUCGCCUUCCUAGGGCCCCUGGGGUCCUUUUCACAUCAGGCUGCUGCAGAGUCUUUUUGCAAACUAUCCGCCAAUUUACAACCCCAAGUCUCAUUCCCAGAUGCCUUCGCCGCGCUCCAAAAGAAAGGAGUUGACUACGCUGUGAUUCCGUGCGAGAACUCAACAAAUGGCUCUGUGAUGCAGACGUUAGACCUUUUGGCAGACCGGGAUGGUUUAUAUAAAGACGUGAAAGUGUGCGGGGAAUAUUACCUGACUGUACACCAUUGCCUAAUGGUGCGCAAGGGCACAUUCCCCGGUGGUUGGGCAGACUACGACGGCUCUAUAACCAAGCUAUAUACACACUCGCAGGCAUGGGGCCAGUGCGAGACUUUCUUGACCAAAUACUUCAAGGGCGUCGAGAGACAGGAUGUCACGUCCACGUCCAAGGCAGCGGAGAUCGUCUCCAAAGAGACAACGGAACGAGGCGCUGCCAUUGCCAAUCGCUUCGCGGCAGAACAACACGGGACGGAUGUGCUCGUGGAGAACAUCGAGGACCGAGCAGACAAUACUACCCGUUUCCUGAUCUUCAGAAAUGUGCUUGAUGAGCGAACUGCGCAGUUCAAACUCGAGCAGCCGAACCCGCCUACGUUGGAAGGCGAGCUUGCCCUUGAAACCACGCACAAGACUUUGAUUUCUUUCACGAUUGAUCAUUCAUCUCCCGGUGCAUUGGCAAAUGCGCUGUUGAUAUUUAAGGCUCAUGGCUUGAAUCUUACGAGCAUUAACACAAGGCCAAGUCUGAAGAAGCCGUGGCAGUAUAUCUUUUUCGUUGAGUGUGGAAGGACACCCUCGGAUGAGAACAAAGAGGCAGUCCACAAGGCUCUCAAUGAUUUGCGUCAAGUCACUGAAACCUGUAGGGAUCUGGGGACUUGGAAAGAUCAGCUAAGUGCAAGCAACCUUGACUGA